AUGGAGGGCGUAAUAAUUGGCUUCGCCUUCUUUCUUUUUCUUGCUCAGGAGCUCUUACUGUGCGCUUCAUCAGCUAUUGAUCGCACCCAGUUCCCUCCAGACUUCCUGUUUGGGACCUCUACCUCUGCUUACCAGAUUGAAGGUGGAUAUUUGGAGGGUAACAAAGGCUUAAGCAAUUGGGAUAUUUUCACCCAUACGAAAGGUAAAGUUGAGGAUGGGACCAAUGGUGAUACAGCUGAUGAUCACUAUCAUCGUUAUAUGGAAGACAUUGAAUUGAUGCAUUCCUUGGGUGUCAACUCAUAUCGAUUUUCCAUUGCAUGGGCAAGGAUUCUACCAAAAGGCCGCUUCGGGCAUGUUAAUCGAGAUGGUGUAGCAUUCUACAAUGCUCUUAUUGAUGCUCUUCUACAAAGAGGCAUAGAACCAUUUGUGACGAUAUCUCAUUUUGACAUUCCAUAUGAACUGGAAAAACGAUAUGGUGGAUGGUUGAGCCCCGAAAUUCGGAGGGACUUUGGUUACCUAGCAGAUGUAUGCUUCAGGAUGUUUGGUGACCGAGUAAAAUUUUGGAUAACGUUUAAUGAGCCAAAUAUGUGGUCAAAGCUUGGCUAUAUCUAUGGACGGUUCCCUCCUGGUCACUGUUCUAGGCCAUUUGGGAACUGUACUUUUGGAAAUUCUUCAACUGAGCCAUACAUAGCGGGUCACAACAUGGUAUUGUCUCAUGCAAAUGUGGUCAACAUUUACAAGAAAAAGUACCAGGGGAAACAAGGUGGCUGUAUUGGAAUUACUGUUCAAUUAAGAUGGUAUGAACCAUUCCGGAAUACCCCAACAGACAUCUUAGCUGUUGAGCGGGCUCUAUCUUUUGGCGCUCCAUGGUUUUUGGACCCCAUAAUUCUUGGCGAUUACCCCUCUGCGAUGCGCAAGAUCUUGGGUCCAAAUCUACCUGAAUUCACAUUGAAACAAAAGAAGAUACUACAGACAUCCAAGUUGGAUUUCAUUGGUUUAAAUCAUUAUUCAACAUAUUAUUUGAAGGACUGCAUCUCCUCAUCAUCACCAUGUGAAUUGGAUCCAUUUGAUGGGGAUGCCCAAAUUAGUACUUCAGCAGAAAGAGAUGGAAUACUUAUUGGUGAAAGGACAGGGUCGCCAUACAUUAAUACAGUUCCAUACGGGAUCGAAAAAGUGGUCAUGUAUUUGAAAACAAGAUACAAUAACACACCAAUUUAUGUCACUGAAAAUGGUUAUUCUCAAGCAAGCAAUAGCAGCAUGUCUGCCAAUGAUUUUACUAACGACACAGGAAGAGUCAAUUAUCUUCAAGGCUACCUCACCUCUUUAGCCUCAGCGAUAAGGAAAGGAGCCGAUGUGCGUGGUUACUUCGUGUGGUCUCUUCUUGACAACUUUGAGUGGAAUUCUGGAUACACACAGAGAUUUGGGGUCUACUAUGUCGACUACAAUACACAGGAAAGGACCCCCAAACUGUCAUCGAAAUGGUACCGUGAGUUCCUCAAGGGAUCACCCCUGAGAACAAGGCCCCGAAAUGGAAACUCUCACUAUUCUCCUCGAAAGAUUAGUGAUAUGUAG
This is a messenger RNA of Miscanthus lutarioriparius, 1572 nucleotides long. Lineage: Eukaryota; Viridiplantae; Streptophyta; Magnoliopsida; Poales; Poaceae. The record is from the annotation of a GenBank genome assembly.